AUGGCCAGCUUCGUGUCGCCGAGCGCGUACUCGCGCCUGGCCAAGUGCCCGAUAUGCGACAGGUCGGUGCACAAGGUGCUCAUCGAGAGCCACGUCGAGAUAUGCCUGGAGCGUCAGGCGAGCGGGGCGGCGCCGUCGCCCGCGGGGGAGCUCGGGGACAGGCUGCUCGCGAGGGACCUGGGCGAGGCGACGACGCAUGCGACCACGCCGGUGAGCGCGGGUGCGCCCGGGCGCGCGAGUUUCGUCGCGGCGUCGACCGUGGUGCGCCCCGGAACCGCGCGCGCGGCGACGUCGCAGAGAGAUGGGGGAGGGGGUGCCAACCUCGCAGCGCGGACGCCCUUCGACCUGUUGAUGGGCAAGGACAAGGGAAGCACCGCGGGGGGACACGCGGGCGUGGAGGAGAAGGAGAAUCGCGCAGACUCGCCCCGCGGUGGGGACGGCUGGCGCAAGGGCGGGGGAGGACCCGACGGUGAAGCCGCGCCGGCAUCGGCGUCGUCGGUGGACGCGAGCGGGAAGCGGAGCACGCUCGUUCCGCUCCAGCAGUGGUUCAAACGGAGCGACGAUCGGGGCGACGCGAAUUUGACCCCGGCGGCGAAACGCGCGAGGGUGUCCGACCCCGGGGAGGGUCGCGCACGGGGCGGAGGGUCCCGCGCGGGCAAAGGCGAUGCCGAGGAGGGUGACAAGGAUGCAAACGACGAAAACGAGGAGGAAGACGCCAGGUGCGAGGAUCCGGUCGUCACCGCUGAGGCUCUGGGCGACGGGGGUCUGGUCAAUUUUCCCCUCAGGGUCAUGAGCGGGAGCCACGACGCGUGCGGUAUAUGCCUGGAGACGUUCACGGAGGGUGGGGAGGCGCCGGUGUUGAGGCACGUGUUCUGGCCGUGUCAGCACGUGCGGCAGUGCGGCGACUGCGCGCUGCGGAUCUGGCAGGUGCCCAAGGCGAAGCGGCGGUGUCCAUGGUGCAAGAGCAAGAUAGACAUCAGGCCGAGGCCGUUCAAGCCCUUCCUGUGA
Micromonas commoda is the source of this 1008-nucleotide messenger RNA. RefSeq lists its product with no specific name. Lineage: Eukaryota; Viridiplantae; Chlorophyta; Mamiellophyceae; Mamiellales; Mamiellaceae. The record is from RefSeq and is a predicted model, not a curated record. The transcript has a single exon. Bases 1 to 1008 code for a protein of 335 amino acids.